Messenger RNA from Serpula lacrymans var. lacrymans S7.9, 2206 nucleotides. RefSeq lists its product as uncharacterized. The transcript is spliced from 9 exons. NCBI's taxonomy places the organism in Eukaryota, Fungi, Basidiomycota, Agaricomycetes, Boletales, Serpulaceae. The record is from RefSeq and is a predicted model, not a curated record. Gene Ontology annotation, biological process: lipid metabolic process. Gene Ontology annotation, molecular function: oxidoreductase activity. The coding region runs from base 99 to 1421 and encodes 440 amino acids.
GCGUCAAAAAGGCUUUCGUUCUUUCUCCACUUCCUCUCUUCAUUCCACCUUUUAAACGGUUUGAUUAGACUAGGACGAUUUCCUCGACGACGACGAUCAUGACGGCUGCGUCGCAGAAAGCAACGACAGUCAUAGAACAAAAGCCUGUGGUCAUUCCCGACCUCACGAUUAAGGACUUGUUGGGGGCAAUUCCUGCUCAUUGUUUCAAGCGCUCUGCUUUCAGGUCUUCGCUCUAUAUCGCAUGGGACUUGAUUGUCAUUGGAGGCAUUUACAAGGCUGCUACGUUCCUUGAUGCAUUCAUAUCUCCCGAGUUCGUGAGUCUCCCCAGCCCUUACCUGUACUCCCUCGCUCGGGUUGGCCUGUGGUCGCUGUACGGCUUCUCCACUGGACUUUUUGCUACCGGUCUAUGGGUCAUCGCUCAUGAAUGUGGUCACCAAGCCUUCUCCGAGUCGAAGUUCAUUAACAACAGCGUUGGUUGGGUUCUUCAUUCUGCGCUUGGGGUUCCUUAUCAUUCAUGGCGCAUUACACACGCCAAACACCAUGCGUCUACGGCUCAUAUGACUCAAGAUCAGGUCUUCGUGCCUAAAACUCGGUCACAACUCGGCCUUCCUGCUUUCAACCCCACUAAGGAAGACAUUCUUGGUGGUAGUAUUAGCAACGAAGUUAUGAAAGAGCUUUGGGACGCGCUGGGUGACUCGCCUAUUGGGGCAACUCUUGGUUGUGCUUCAUAUUUGCUUGGGGGUUGGCCGGCGUACUUGAUAAGAAAUGCUUCUGGACAAAAGAGAUACCCUUCAGGAUCCAAUCACUUCAAUCCUUCGGCUAUUAUGUUUGCUCCUCAUCAAUUCGAGGCUGUCGUCUUGUCCGAUAUUGGUAUUGUGCUAUGGUUAGCUGCCGUUAUCGGCUCUAUAUAUGUGCAUGGCUUCGCGACUGUGUUCCGUCUAUAUAUCGUGCCAUACUUCUGGGUUAACCAUUGGCUUGUCUUGAUCACCUUCCUGCAGCACACCGACCCCCUUCUCCCGCAUUACCGUCCCCCCGAAUUCACCUUUCCCCGUGGUGCUCUUGCUACUCUUGACCGUAACCUCUUAGGUGGUUGCGGAUCAAUCAUGGGUUGGUUCGGUGCACAUGCUACUCAUGGUAUCUCCGAAACACACGUUCUUCACCAUGUUUCUAGUAAGAUUCCUCAUUAUAAUGCAUGGGAGGCUACGGAUGCGUUACGCAAGAGACUUCAACAAUCUGGUAUUAAAUUGCAGGGUGCUCCUGGUGGUUGGCAAGAAGUUUAUCGAGUUUUCAGGCAGUGUAAAUUCGUGGAAGAUGAAGGCAAUGUCUUAUUUUAUAAGAAUGCUCAAGGUCUUGCAGCUAGUCGCCCUCUCUUCCCUGAUGGCAACGCCAGCGACUCUGGUGUCGAAGUAGAUAAAAACUAAGUGUCACCUAGCAUUUUCAUGCUCGGUAGUUUGGUUUCAAGGUACUAUUAGAAUUGGUCGUUGAAUCGAUAUAUCCUUGGUACGGUCGACAACAGGGGCAGACAAAGUAGCAUCACAUUUAAUUUAGAUUGUUCGGAACGGUGUUUUAAGGCCGAUUUUUAGGAUUCAUAGUGGUAACGAGACCUGGUUAUUAAUGCUCUUCUUCUCACGUAUACAUGUAUGCAUCGCAAAUUAUCGCAAAUGAAAAGAAAUUGACGAGUUACGUUGACUUGUGUGAAACAAUGAAAAUUUCUCAUUCCUUGUUAUCUGCGUUCAUCGAGUUGUGUACUUCUUGCUGCCAUAGCUGGGCAAACUCGUCGAUACCCCGUCCAUUACUCAGACUAAUGGCUUCGAAGGGUACCAUAUUAUGUUGGUUAGCUGGUGCGUUCCGCAUUGCCGCAGGGUGAGUGGCUGAGUCAACAACACGAAGUUGUGGGCGAUUGCUGCUCCCUAACUGAGAAUUUUGGGCGGUGACGAAUAAGGAAUUCAGCUCUUCAUAGGUGAAUAAAAGUGGAUCCGUGCGUGGAGCAUAAGGGUUGAAAUCGAGGAUAUGGCCUCUGGACAGAUCGCGGGUGAGGAGUAUGUCAAAGACGUCUACCCGCCGAUGUGGUUUUGAGUGGGCAAACAUAUAUACAAAGGAGCAGGGGGAUGAAUUGCACGAGAGAGAAAGGAUUACAGGAGGACGCACAAUCUGGACCGCCUAUCCAUUUAUCUGAGAUAUUCUCCUCCCAAAACCGGUAGAUAGU